Messenger RNA from Talaromyces marneffei, 3324 nucleotides. RefSeq lists its product as uncharacterized. Gene Ontology annotation, molecular function: DNA binding. Lineage: Eukaryota; Fungi; Ascomycota; Eurotiomycetes; Eurotiales; Trichocomaceae. The record is from RefSeq and is a predicted model, not a curated record. The coding region runs from base 1 to 3324 and encodes 1107 amino acids. The transcript has a single exon.
AUGUCCUCCGUAUCUUCGAGCGCCUCAUCGCCUGAUGCGCUGGGUCCAGAAGGAGACGCACUGUAUCUCAUUUCAUCGCCGGUGCCACAAUUUAGCGGGCGACAAAGCUGGGUUCCGCCUUACACGAUCCAUACACCACGGAGGCAAGAACGUGUGGCUCGACAGACGCCAAAACAGACCAUGCGCUUCAAUGAUAUUAUACUACCGACGAGUCCUCAUAUGCGACAACGAUCAAUGUCCCCAACAAAAAUGCAAUCAGAGGGAAAUCUAAGUCCGUGGAGGAUACGAGUGACAGUGGAGGCUGAGCAGGAAGAUGACGAAAAUAAUCAGGAUGGGCCUCGGAAGAAACUCAAACCUUCAACCAUCACAACCAAGGUACCGUUGAAGGAUGAAGAAAGUAACCCGCCGUCUGCGAAAAAGCGAAGAGGUCGCCCGCGCAGAUCGGACGUUCGCGAAAAAAGUCUCAGUCCGAUCAAGGGAAGCCCAGGACGAACACCAAAACAGCAACCCCCAGAUUCGAUAAAGCGACCGCGUGGACGGCCGCGGAAGAGUAUGCAAAGUGAGACUGUCGCCCAAAGCAUCGAGGCCGCAGGAAGUCCUGUCAGGAAUAAUAUGAGGUCAACUACACUUGACGGAGUCAUCGACAGGGAGUCCCCCGCGCCGUUCAUGACCGCCGACAUGGGGCCACCUUCUGACGCAUCAUCGGAACCUGAUCCUUUCCUCGAUAUGGCCGGAUCCGGAGCUUUCGAAGCACAGUCACCACGCCCGAGUUCCCACCGUUUCUCUCCACCCGUCGUCUUUGAUUUGCCUGGUCCCGAAAAUGCGAAACCUGCACAAGCCGCUAUGAAUGCGCAACAAGCGACACCACAGGCAUCUGUUUCUCCUAUCCGAAGGCUAAGAGGAACGACUCCCCAAAAUACUUUAUACGCAGGACAUACUCCUCGGGCGCUACGUAGAAGCUAUCCCACCCCUACGUCGUCCUCACUUGUUGAUGGGAAUGGAGAAAAGUCGACGUCAGUUCAGCAAAGUGAUGAUAUUCAGCCGAUUGCGGAUCCGACUGAUGUGCAUCACGAAUACGAUACGAUAAUGGAGAGUGAAGAUUUCAGCAUGGUGUCUCUAGAUACUCUUCCGUCCGCAAAGCAAGCGGGGCUCAGCUCGAUUCUUAGCUCCUCCAAGGGGACUCUGAAGCCUUUGAUCGAGAAGCAGACUGCGGUUUCUACCGAGAACACAAAAGCAAAUACUACAAAAUCUCCUCAAACUCGCAGCAGUCAUGCUCCUGGGCUCUCUACAACACCAUACUCCAAGUCUGUGGGAAUACAAAGCCACGAAUCGGAUGAUCAAGUUGUGCCGGUUGCUGUCGAUACAGUCGUCAUGAACGCAUCAGUAUCAGGGCCUUCAAUACGACCGGCAGUUGAAAAGGUCAGGAAAAGAUUUCUUAGUCUUGCUCGCACAGUCCGACUCGGCCUGAGUUUGCAUGGUACUCUGAUUCAUCAACAGAACCUUGAUGCAGAAGAUAGCGAUGAGGAGGAGGAAGAGAUAGCAAGCGCAGCUGGAAAAUUGCAGCAUAUAUUCAGCGAUCUUGAUGUUGAGUCUCAGCGCCACCUUCAAGCUGGUCUUAGAUUUGCCGAACUUGUGGCCCGUGGGACGAUGAGGUCUAGAAGGCUACAAAGUCGAGAAGAGAGAGAAGCGAAGGAAGCUCGAGAGAGAGAUAGCAGCGAGGAACAAGAACCUAUUGAAAGUCCGCAACAAGCAGAUACGUUUUCUGAUGAAGAUUUGUCAGAAGAAGAGGAAAUGUCGAGAACUCAGCAAAUAGAAGCUGAGUGGCAGCGGGAGCGUGAACUGGUCAGUCGUCAGAUUGAUAUGGCAGGGUCGGACAACGUGAUUGUGCUUGACAGUGAUGCUGACGAUGUCUCGGCACAGAGAGGAAAUGAAGAGCAGGUUCACGAGGAAGAUGAAGGCAUUGAAGAAGAGGAGGAGGAGGAGGAAGAAGAAGAAGAAGAAGAAGAAGAAAGCGAGGGCGAAGAUUACGGAGAUGUCUGGCAAGAAGAAGCCAGGAAUCACGACUCCAGCUCUAACAGACAUGCGACAUUCGCAUCAUCGAUAGACGAGAAAAUAGUAUCGACGACUAGUGGCAGAGGACAAGAAAGCUCGCGCAGGAAUAUAAGUCAACGCUACGAUUGGGAUCCAGACAAUGGUGAGAUCCCACCACUUGGAAGGUCGCGAACGGCGCAACUACGCGAAGAGGAAGUUGAUCUGUCACUUCUUUUGAAACCGCGCGACACUCCAAAAUCGCGCCAGUACUAUGGAAACAGCCCUCGCACGGCUUCAAGUCGAAGAAUACAAUCCGAUAGGAGCUCUAGAUAUAGCGGACCUAGUCGCGAUGCUUCGUCGCCUCUUAAACGGUCUUCACUGGGUACUAAUCAGGGUAACUACGAACCUCAAGUUUUCCAUGAUGAUCACGGAGGGGAUGACGAAAUGUUGGAUGAAGAUGACCUAGUCGAAGAACAGGAAGAUGAGGAGGAACCCGAGGAGGAAAUCGGGGGAGAAAUCGAGGAGCAGGAACAAGAAAAUGCCGAAGAUGAAGAGCAAGAAGACCAUGACAGAGAGAGUGACGGUGAUGGCGACAAUGUUUACAUUGAAGAGAGAAAAGCUAUGGACGAGGAUGCUCCCUUCGACCCAUCUAUUACUACACCCGAGCAUGCAGUAUCUGGGCCAAAACAGUCAUGGUUCCGACGCAUUACAAAUAACUUCACGCCAGUCUGGUGGACUACAUCAAAGGAGGUCCCCUUGGACGAGUCUCAGAGCCCGCCAUUCCCGACAAAUGAACAAACGCCAAGUCUCAAACGCUCUCGUGCGUCUAGAGAUGCAGAAGAAGCCAGAGAGUUGGAACAGGCUACUCCGGCGGUUUCUACGAUACAAUCACGAAUCAAGAAGCACCGCCUUUCUUCUUUUUCGUCGCCAAAAGCUCUCGCGACAUCGGGCUACUUUACAGACGCGCACUACGUUGCCCUGAAACGGCUUUACUGGGAGGCGAAACGAUACCCCGAACGCUUUCCCUACCAUCCAACCGCGCGCCGCGACGAAAUGCUCGGCGACUCUCUAUGGACAUCGGACGGCGAGCACGGUCUACCGAUUGCCAAGAUCCAAUUCGGGAUUUUGGAUCGGUUCGUCUCCGAAUUGAUAAGCGCUGAUAUCCGGAGCGGAGGACGGGGUCAGAUCGGAUGGACAGAGGAUGAUCUGCACAAACGUCUGUUCAGUAUCAUCGUCGGUGAAGAGAUUCGGCGAGAACGAAGGGAGCAGCGCCUGUUGAGCGAGAUGCGUUAG